Molecule: messenger RNA, 786 nt
Organism: Erigeron canadensis
Lineage: Eukaryota; Viridiplantae; Streptophyta; Magnoliopsida; Asterales; Asteraceae
Product: DNA-binding protein MNB1B-like
Exons: 7
Coding region: 115-582 (155 amino acids)
Source: RefSeq, a predicted model, not a curated record
CCACUCACACGUCUCACAUCAUUCACUCACUCACAUUUUUUUCACUCUUCUUUCACAUUUUAUCACACACACAAACACAUUCACCAGAUCUGAUUAUCAUUUUCUUCAGAGAAGAUGAGAGGACCGAAGAAUUCCGCUAUUAUCGCUGAUCAGAAAACGCUCAUCGACCGUACUAAUCUGACAACAAAGAAGACGAAGGCUGAUAAGAGUACUAAGGCAAAGAAGUCAAAGGCUGAUAAGGAUUCCGGUGCUCCGAAACGACCUCCAACUGCCUUCUUCAUCUUCAUGGAGGAUUUCAGAAAGGACUACAAGGAGAAUUUUCCUGACAACAAAUCUGUCUCUAUUGUUGCUAAGGAAGGUGGAGCUAAGUGGAAGUCUAUGUCUGAAUCUGAAAAAGCUCCUUAUGUGGCUAAGGCUGCUACCAAGAAAGCAGAGUAUGGUGUUGCUGUCAAACAGCAUAAUGAUAAUUUGAAUGAAGAAGCAAAGGAGAAGUCUGCAUCAACAUCAAAAUCAUCUGCAUCCACAUCAAAAUCAUCAGUGGACAUUACUGAUGAUGUGGAUCAGGAAGCUAGCUCCAUUUAGAUCGAUGAGGCUCUUGUGCUAACCUUAUGACAGAUGGAAAGUAAUAUAGUAGCAGAUAAUAUAGUAGAAAUAAAGCAUUUAUUGCUAAUAUGAAAUGUGGAUAUUGAGUUUGCUUAUGAGUUUGAAGAAAUUAGUAUUCUAGUUCUCUUCUUAGCAUCCAGAGUUUAUGAAUAUUACUCCUUAAGUAUCAGUUUUUAGUUUCCA